UCCAUCUUGGGCAUCCUGAGGUUAGAGCAAAAGGACAGCAAUACAUGGUGCCACCUAAAUGAGACUGAAUCGAAUUUAAAUGGAGAGCCCGUAGGAGAAAUGUAUUUGAAACGGAGCUGGGUUAUGAUUCUGUCGCUGAAGUAAACGAUAGCGAAAGGAGAGAAUAAUGAAAAAGAAAGAAAGCGGCAUGAAGGCGUUAUACUAUUUGCACAAGCAGCUGUAUUGAGUGUAUUUACGGCCAAUUAUCCAGAGCAAGGUGGUCCGUUUUUAAGAGAACUCCAAUUUAAUGGCUUGCAGUCUGAUGUGUUUGAAAAUGAGCAUGGUAAAGCUGGCAUUCCUGUUCCUCGUGUUGUCUGUGUGGAUGACUGAAGUGUCCAGCAAAGACAAAUCUGCCAAGAAGGGGAAAAAGAAAGGAAAACAGGUCUACUGCCCCUCUCAGCUGUCAUCUGAAGACCUGGCCAGGGUCCCUGAGAAUUCGACAAGUAACAUCUUGAACAGGCUGCUGGUCACCUAUGACCCGAGAAUUCGGCCAAACUUCAAAGGAAUUCCGGUGGAGGACAAAGUGAAUAUCUUCAUAAACAGCUUUGGGUCUAUCCAGGAGACUACGAUGGAUUACCGGGUGAACAUCUUCCUGAGGCAGCGGUGGAACGACCCCAGGCUCCGGCUGCCGACCGACUUCAAGUCGGACGCCCUCACCGUCGACCCCAAGAUGUUCAAAUGCCUGUGGAAGCCCGACCUGUUCUUUGCCAACGAGAAGAGUGCCAACUUCCAUGACGUCACGCAGGAGAACAUCCUGCUCUUCAUCUUCCGCAACGGCGACGUGCUCAUCAGCAUGAGGCUAUCGGUCACGCUUUCCUGCCCUCUCGACCUCACCCUGUUUCCCAUGGACACCCAGAGAUGCAAGAUGCAACUGGAGAGCUUUGGCUACACCACAGAUGACCUGCAGUUCAUGUGGCAGUCGGUGGACCCUGUGCAGAUGGACGAGAUCGCCCUGCCCCAGUUUGACAUUAAACAGGAGGAUAUUGAAUAUGGAAACUGCACCAAGUACUACAAAGGAACUGGGUACUACACUUGUGUGGAGGUGAUCUUCACCCUGCGGCGACAGGUGGGCUUCUACAUGAUGGGCGUCUAUGCCCCCACCCUGUUGAUCGUGGUGCUGUCCUGGCUGUCGUUUUGGAUCAACCCGGACGCCAGCGCAGCUAGAGUCCCGCUGGGAAUCCUUUCAGUCCUCUCGCUGUCUUCCGAAUGCACGUCCCUGGCCUCCGAGCUCCCGAAGGUGUCGUACGUGAAAGCCAUCGACAUCUGGCUCAUCGCCUGCCUGCUGUUCGGCUUUGCCUCGCUGGUGGAGUAUGCCGUGGUCCAGGUGAUGCUCAACAGCCCCAAGAGGAUCGAGGCAGAAAAGGCCAAAAUAGCCAGGAGGGAGAAGGCGGAGGGCAAGACCCCGGCCAAGAACAACACGGUCAACGGGACCGGGGGAACACCCAUCCACGUCAGCACCCUUCAGGUGGCCGAAAACAGGUGCAAGAAGGUGUGCACGUCCAAGUCGGACCUGCGCUCCAACGACUUCAGCAUCGUCGGGUCACUGCCACGGGAUUUCGAGCUGUCCAACUUCGACUGCUACGGGAAGGCCAUCGAAGUCAGCACCGCCAUGGCGAAGGCCCAGGCCAAGAACAACAAGAAGCCCCCCCCGCCUAAGCCCGUCAUUCCCUCGGCCGCCAAACGAGUGGACCUGUACGCCAGGGCCCUGUUCCCCUUCACUUUCCUGUUCUUCAAUGUCAUAUACUGGUCUGUGUACUUGUGAUGGCCUUGUGUUCUGUAGCUUUCCACAGACCCCCAUACCCCCCACCCACAAGUGUGAUGUGGUCUUCACUUGUCCAGUUUGUUCAGAGAAUCGGACACAAUAUUACAUCACGGUGGAACAGUAGCGAGAAGCUAAAAUGGAAUACAGGUUUUGCCAAACGGACCUGGGUCAAAUGCGUAAUUGUUUUGGAUUCAGGUACUUUUCUAUGCUUUUCUGAGCUUGUCUGGUGCAUUGGAACCGAUGAAAUGAAACUCUGAAAAAGUGCCAACUCUCAAUUGGACCAGGCAAGAUCAAUCGAGCACAGAAUGGUAUUUGAAUCCAAAGCAGUUACGUAUUUGAUCCAGGUCCGCUCCCAAAGUUUACAUUCUGACUGCCAUUGUGACUUACCUGCAGUUCUGUGUGUGGGCUCCACACUCAGUGUAAAUAGCUGUAUAGCCAAGGUCUCCCAAAUCAGGAAGCAGGGUGCAAGGGGUUCAUUUUUGUGGAAAGACUUUCACUAUUAGUUAAAGGUUCUGGGAUACUGCAUGUUCUAAGUGCAUAAAUGAAUAAGAAAAUAUCUAAAAAUAAAGUAUAUAUAAAUAUUUAUUAAGAUUAUUAAAAAGGGUUCCUGUAGAAGUAAUUAUUCUGAUGGUUGAUGACACUGCCGAUUUUGGAAUGGCUGUUGUGUGUACCUUGACACCAAUGGUCAGCCAUGUUUUUCAUAUGCAAGUGGAUGGAUACAUACUGCCUUUUUCUGUGUAAAAUUCCCAAGCCAGGUCUAAUGACAAAAACAACCAUAUUUCGUAUUGCCCGUUACCAUUCUGACAUUUCCACUGUAUACAAAUACCGGGCACUGUUGAAAUAAACUUUACUAUAAUAGGCUAUUUUAAAACUUUGUCUUCAAACUUUAUGUUCAAAGCACUUUCCAAAUAAAACCACCAGAAAAAA
Messenger RNA from Conger conger (European conger), 2728 nucleotides. RefSeq names its product glycine receptor, beta b (gene glrbb). NCBI's taxonomy places the organism in Eukaryota, Metazoa, Chordata, Actinopteri, Anguilliformes, Congridae. The coding region runs from base 287 to 1801 and encodes 504 amino acids. Gene Ontology annotation, biological process: nervous system process; chemical synaptic transmission; chloride transmembrane transport. The transcript is spliced from 10 exons. The record is from RefSeq and is a predicted model, not a curated record. Gene Ontology annotation, molecular function: extracellularly glycine-gated chloride channel activity; transmembrane signaling receptor activity; neurotransmitter receptor activity. Gene Ontology annotation, cellular component: synapse; neuron projection; postsynaptic membrane.